This is a messenger RNA of Angiostrongylus costaricensis, 4261 nucleotides long. The record is from the annotation of a GenBank genome assembly. Lineage: Eukaryota; Metazoa; Nematoda; Chromadorea; Rhabditida; Metastrongylidae.
AUGGAUUUUCUUCCAAUGUUUAAGUAAUUGGCCAACUCGAGGUGACAUCAGGAGAUCAAAUACGGAAGAUAUAGCGCACGUGCUUCGUGACGGUGUUGCGCUGCUACCGGGAUCUCGUGAUCGUACAGGUCGUGCGGUCAUAUUUUUUCCACCUAAAGAACAACAACUAAGUCCGGAUAAUAUUAGGAAUGUUCUUCGAUAUCUACACACUGUAACAUCUGAUGAAACUAGGGACCAUGGAUUCACUGUGAUCAUAGAUAUGCGUGGCAAACAUGCGUAUAAUAAUGUUAGGCCAAUUUUAAAAGCGAUUAAUGUGAGUAGACUUCAAUCCUGUUCUGUUCAGCACCUUUGCGAGACGACGACUGGGCUUAAUAUAAUGGUUUUAAUUAUCAAACCGGAUACUUUCUGGGAAAAGCAGAAAGCGAAUUUGUUACUAGGUUCCUGGAGUUUUGAGGUUUGUGAGAUUCCUCUACUUAAAUUGUGCUUAUAUAAAUCUCAUCUUGGUGGCUCGUUUCCAUAUGAUCAUGAUGACUGGCUGGAUACGAGAUUGGAGUUAGAAAGAUGGAUAUGGCAAGUUUCGGAUGUCAUGCGAAAUCUGGAAUGUCAGCGUAGGUUGAUGACGGAAGCUCAGUCUCCAGUGGACGUCACCACAGCAGAAGCUGCCCUUUCUCAACAUUCUCUAAUCAAAAAAACAAUUUUCGCCAUCCCGAUUGACCGUUUACAAAGUGAAUCUGAAAGAAUAAGUGAAAGGAUAAAUCGGGCCCAGUGUGGAAUUUCGAACCCAGAUCUUGUGUCUUCGAUUCCACAUAUGGCGAAUCUCCUCACAUCAUUGCGUAAUUUAAAAAAUGACGUUUUCAAACAGUGGGAAGGUCGUAGAGUCGAACUGGAGGCGUGCUAUCAGAUGAAACUAUUUGAACACGAUGCUGAAAACAUGAUUGAUUGGACUCGAAAACACAAUGAGACUUUAUCCCGACGGAUCGGCGACAUCGGUGUGUCUGAAGCGGAAGCAUCCGAAAUGCUUCGAGAAUUCGAGGAAUUUUCAAUAACCGCCAACGUAAGUGUUCUAUUGGAAAGGAUGAAGUUGCGUAUGGACGAGGAAUGGUCACGGUUUAAAGAACAGAUGGUGAAAAGGAAACUCAUAUUAAACUCAGCAGUUGCGUUUUUCACUGCAACAAAAUAUUUCACAAAAUUGCCAUCGUGGGUUGAAAAUCCUGGUGUCGAUCCUAACAAUAUGAGCGGAAAUACAGCAGAAGUUCUGGAAGAAGCCAUUCAACAACACGAGAAAUUUUGGACAGCUGUAGAAGAACUAUAUGCAGAAGCGUUUGCGCAAGGUUCUCAGUUAAUACAACUGCUGAAAUCGGUCGAUAUAGAUGACCCCUCCUCAAAGGAGCUGCUGGGAAAGCUUACUAGAGCUCAGAAGCACCUUCUAUCCCUGUGGAAAGAGAGAAGGGUUCGUCUACAUUCAAUGCUAGCUCUGAUUGCUUUUCGAACCGAUACGCAACUUGUUGUAGAAUGGCUUGAACAACAUGGUGAUCCAUAUUUAACAAAAAACACAAGUAUAGGUGAAACUGUUGAACAAGCUCGAACAUUGCAAAGGAAUCACAGUCACUUUCGUCAAAUAGCUAGAAACACAUAUUCAAAUGCUAACAAACUCUUUGAAGCCAGUAAAGCAAUCUUGGAAUCGGGGGUUUGUGAUGCCGAGAAAAUGCGGGCAAUGAUUGGCGAUUUAGACCAAAGGGUUCAGCAAUUUACGCAUCGUGUAGAAGUAAGGUUCAACCUCCUUAAUCAAUCGGUUCUUUUCCAUACACAUUACCACGAAAUAAUGGCUUGGUACGAAGAAAUGGAGAAGAAGUAUGCAGAAAGGAUGGUUGACGUCGAGGUGGAUGCAUGUGAGCGAAGCAAAGAGCAGUGGCUCUAUGAGAGUGACGGAACUGCCCAAGCAUAUGCCACAACCAUUGGAGAAGGUACUCAAUUAGUGCAUGAACUGGAAGUCCAUUCGCAACACACUGGAAUUGAUUACACAAGCAAUAUAUCUUGUAUUAAUCGUUUGAUUCGAAACAUAGAAGCCCGUAAUAGCAAGCUGUCAAGCAUAUGGAAUCCUCAACGUGUUUUGUUGCAAAUUGGACUACGUUUUGCCAUAUUUAUUCGGGAUAACUGCGAAGUUCUUUCUCAGAUUCGCAGUUGGGAGGAGGAUAUGAGAGGAAUGUUGGAGUCAUCAACUUUUGCUGGGAACGCAGAAAAAGUUCUGCCAUUCCACCAGGAUAAUACAGCUCAAGUGAAAAUGGCGGUGAAAAAUAUUCGGAAAUGUGCUCAGGAAUCUAUUCACGGUAAUGGUUUCUCUGAUUUACGAACGAGGCAAGGAAAGAGCGUCACCGAUUUGAUAAGAGAGAACUUAAAAGUUCUUGAAGCAGCUGAACACCAGGUUAUGCAGGUUCGGUUGCAUUUCUUAUGUUUUGUCGCACUGAAGAUGCCAUUAAUAUUAAUUUCAGUAUUACUAAAUAACAUGGACUCGGUGCGAGUUUUCUAUGAGCUUUCCAAUGAGCUCAUUCGAGAGGGGUCUACGGAUAGGGCGGCAGUUGUUGAGUUGAAUGAAAUGGUCACUGGUCGGUGGAGAAGGUUAAGUGGGCUUGCAGAAGAGCGCAAUAAAUUGUUGAAGGCUGCUAUUGUAUGUUAUAAGACAUACCUCACCGGAGUAUAUCCAAUACUUGAUCAGUUGGAGAAGGAUUACAGUCAGAACCCAGAUCGUGACUGGUGUGCCGUUCGAGUUGGUGAAACCCCUCAAGAAAGGGUUAAUGUCAUAUCUGAGCUUCUCAGCAGACAUAUGGACUACAAGGACCGAUUUUUAAAAGGAUGUAUUUAUGCUCAAAAAACAAGUGAAUUAUUUCUGAAAUAUAUCGAAAGAACAAGCACAGGCACUGGAGUUCUCGACAGUGAAAGAAUCAUUCGUAUGAAGUCUGACCUGCGUGAGCGACAGUCGAAAAUUUUAGAGUUAUGGACUAAAAAGAAGAAGCAGUUGGACAGAUGUCAGCAGUUUGUUUUGAUGGAUGCGACUCGCCACGUUUUGGUAGACUGGCUUUGUGGGGAGGGUGAACGACGUUUAGCAGAAUUUCAAAGGAAAGGUGUAGCUGAUGCAGCCACCCUGGAAGACUUCCAUACUUUCAAAGAACCGAUGCACGAACUAAUAAAAACAGAAAAGGACUACAUAGAGGAUCUGCGAAGAUGCAUAGAGGUGUAUAUUUCUGAAUUCGAUUUUGCUGAAGCAAACUCAACUCUCCCAGCGAUCUUGAAAGACCGCCGUCAUGCAGUUUUCGGCAACUACGAGAAGUUGUACGCGUUUCACUCAGAGAAAUUUUUCCACGAACUGUCGAAGUACGAGGACGAUCCUGAAGAAGUUGGAUGUUCGUUCACCGUAUGGGUAGAUUAUUUGAAUGAGCUUUACACAGAUUACUGUGUUAAUAUGGAGCAGAACAACCACAUUGUUGCAUUACCUGAAGUGACUUCAUUUUUCGAGGCUAUACGAGAAAAGCAUGGGCUGGAACAAAAUAACUCAUUGCAUUCUAUGCGAAUUAAACCAGUUCAACGAUGUACCAGGUACAAAUUGCUCAUGGAACAGCUACUGAAACACUGUAAUAACGAAGCUUAUGAUGUAGUAAUGAGUCUUCCACGACGUGUGAACGACAUUAUCCACUUCAAUGGACUUGAAAAAGACAAGGUAUGGUUUGUCGGACCGUUUGUCAUGCAAGAUCUGCUGACUGUGUGGGAACCUCGCAAUUAUUUUAACAAGACAAAAGGAAAAGAACGUCAGGUUUUUCUAUUCGAACAAGCAAUUGUUAUUGCUAAGAAAAUGGAAUUCUCAACGAAAAAUGUGAAGUACAUAAUUAAAGGGAAACCGAUCCCACUAGUGGACGUAUCCGUUGUCGAGCAUGUGGAAGGAGAUGCUUGCCGUUUUGGGCUUCGUAUUGGAACAGUUGCAAGUAAUGAAAAUCGCAUUGAUUUACGAAGUGCACCUCAACCUAAGGAAGAAGUGAAGAUCAUGUGGGUGAAGCGCAUUCGUGAACUAACCCAGGCACUGCUACCACUUAGUAUUAACUCUUUAACGGCAGAGUCUGUUUCAACUCGAUCAUCUAACGCAUCAACUAAUUCGACAGAGUACCCAUCUCACGAUGGUGACGAGUCAUCCAUUGAUUCUCAACGACUCUCCAUUCAAAGUGCGGAUAGCAACCAGGUAUAUUCAUUGGUAGCACAAGGAACGCAUAUUUAG